GACGACCAGGCAGCCACGACGACACGGGGCGGGGGGGGGUGCAAAUUAUUAUAGGCGGAGUAUUAUUUUCAACGACAAGUGAAGUAGUGAUAUAAUUUAUUAUAUAUAAAUAAAAUCGAAGUAAAAGAAUUAAUUGUGAGGAAUUGGGCGGAGAGAUACAGCAUGAUGGAAAUAAUGUCGUGGCGAAUUCGGCGGGGUUUCGUGCUGGUUGUCUCGAGAGUGUUCAGUCCACCGUUAGGAGUCCGACGUGGGCGGGAAUCAUUUCCGCGGGGUUGGGCAAAUCCGAGUGCAACAGGGAAAGCGACGGCAAGGGAAGGGGGAGGAGGGGGAGGAGGAGGAGGAGGCGGUGACCCGUGUUGCUGGGGCUGUGGGCAGGGGCGGGAGUCGGGUCGAGGAAAUGGGACGAUCAUGGAAGUUGCCGAUGGGUUAGGGCCGUUAUUUGGGGAAUGGGACGCUCAGCGGGGCAUUAGUAUGGAUCCACGCCACGAGGGUGACGAGCUGAUGUGGCAUGCGCACGUGGAAAUAGAUGAAGGAGCGGAAACGUACUUCGAAUACAGCUACUGUGUCAUCGAUGAAGAAAGGAAUGUUCUCAGGAAGGAAGUCGUAGGACCAAGGCGAUUGCGGUUGCCCCGGGGCCUUCCCGAUAGUGCCUCCUGCGAGGUUAUGGAUUAUUGGCAGGAUGGAUCGUCCCCAGAAGUGUUGCUAUCAAGAGAAGCUUUCCAGCGUGUCAUACUGGGACCCACAGAGUUUGACUAUGUGGAUGAGGAAGAGAUGAGAGCAGAGGAUCCUCGGCUGGACACGUUUCAAUUUAACCAAAGAGAAUCUGUGAUUGUACGGUUCACAACAAAGUGUUCGUAUCUGGAGGAAGGCCAAGAAGUGUAUGUGCAAGGGAAUUCUGCGGCGCUGGGAAACUGGGAGUCUCAUCACUUGGGUGUCAGACUUCACCGCGUGACACAAUUUGAGUACGAGGCCUAUGUUAUCGUUCCGCUGCAAGACUUCCCCAUCACAUACAAGUAUAUGUUGAAGGUUGGGAAUGCAGAGCGAUUUCAGGAGAGAGGACCGGAUAGACGGCUGGAUUUAGAUUUGCAGCCGGGUUUCCGCGUGGUCAUCGUUGCCGACUCACAUAUCAGGGCAAUGUGCUGGAGGGGUGCUGGUGUAGCGGUGCCUGUUUUCUCCCUCAGAACAGAUGAAGGAGUUGGUGUCGGAGAGUUCCUGGACCUUAUGCCAUUAAUUGAUUUUGCAGCCAAAACUGGCAUGCGGCUGGUCCAGAUUCUUCCCGUAAAUGACACAUCAGUUCAUGGCAUGUGGUGGGACUCCUAUCCUUACAGCUCUUUGUCUGUGUUUGCUUUGCAUCCUCUCUAUCUCCGAUUGCAGAAGCUCACAACGGACUUUCCGGAUGAUAUCUGGCUGGAGCUUGAACGGGAGAGAAGCGAGCUGAAUCAGUUGAGAGACGUGGACUAUGAGGCAGUCAUGGCGGUUAAGCUCGCAAUUGCGAAGAAAAUUUUCCUUCGAGAACAGAAGGCAUUCCUGAGUUCAGAGCACUUCAGAGUCUUUUUCAACGAGAACAAGGGCUGGCUGGAACCAUAUGCGGCAUUUUGCUUUUUAAGGGACUUGUUUGGAACCUCGGACCACACACAAUGGGGAAAGUUGUCACACUUCUCAAGAAGCAUUCUUGAGAGGUUGGUCUCCCCAGAGUCGGAUCAUUACACCUCCAUUGCAUUCUCAUAUUACCUGCAAUAUCAUCUCCAUUAUCAGCUGAUGGAGGUUUCUGAUCAUGCAAGGGCCUGCCGAGUGGUCUUGAAGGGCGAUCUUCCGAUUGGUGUCGAUCGACACAGUGUUGAUACUUGGGUGCAUCCAAAGUUAUUCAGGAUGGAUACCUCAACAGGGGCACCGCCUGAUUUCUUUGAUGAGAGGGGACAGAAUUGGGGGUUCCCAACAUACAAUUGGGAGGAAAUGGCAAGGGACAACUACCGCUGGUGGCAAGACAGGCUUGGUCAGAUGUCGAAAUACUUCACUGCUUAUAGAAUCGACCAUGUACUUGGUUUCUUUCGAAUAUGGGAGUUGCCAUCGCACACAACUACAGGAAAACUGGGACGAUUCCGGCCGGCUUAUCCACUCACUCAGUCCGAGCUUGAGGUGGAGGGUCUUUGGGACUUCGAGAAAUUGAGCAAACCUUAUGUCAGGUCCCAUGUUUUAAAGGACAUCUUUGGGACCCGAUGGAAUGAAGUAGCAGCAAGAUAUUUUCAUGAGUAUGCGCCGUCAUGCUAUGAGUUCAGAGACGAUUACAAUACUGAGCAGAAGAUUGCAUCCGCCCUCCGCUGCAAGGAAAACUCUCCAGAUUGGCUUGAAAAGGAGUUGGCGCAGACGAAGGAGGGUUUGCUAGAGUUGCUGCAGAACGUAGUGCUGAUCAGGGAUACUGAUAAUUCGCGGGCGUUUCAUCCGACUUUCAACAUGGAAAACACACGGAGUUUCAGGGAUCUAGAUGAACACAGCAAGCAAGUCUUGCUAAGCAAGCACACAAACUAUUUUUACCAUCGUCAAGACAACCUCUGGCGAGAAAAUGCUCUCAAGACUCUGCCACAGCUCAUUGACGCGUCUCGCAUGCUUCCUUGUGUCGAAGACUUGGGAAUGAUUCCAGCCUGUGUCAAACCUGUUCUGAAUGAACUCGGGUUGUUGGGGCUUCGUAUCCAGAGGAUGCUGGGAGGGCCCGGAAGGGAGUUUGGAAUCCCGGUGGAGUACGAGUACGCCACGGUUUGUUCGCCUUCUUGCCACGAUACAAGCACGAUGCGCGGUUGGUGGGAAGAAGAUGAAGGUAGACGGCAACGGUACCAUGUGAAAGUUCUCGACAAAUCCUUGCCGUGUCCAGCAAAGUGCACUCCCGAAAUCUCAAGAGCUAUCAUUCAGCAGCACCUUGACUCGCCAAGUAUCUGGGCUGUGUUUCCCAUUCAGGAUCUGAUGGCACUGAGGGAAGAGUAUGCUCGAAGGCCUGCGCAGGAAGAGACGGUGAAUAAUCCCAGGAACAACAGGCAUUACUGGAAAUACCGCGUACAUGUAACAAUGGAUACGCUUCUUGAAGACCACAGUCUGGUGACGCAACUGCAGGACAUGAUUCUUACUAGCAAGCGCUGUUCUGCUGCUGGCAUGCCUGCAAAUGGGCACAUUGCCGAUCCUCGUCUCCUAGAUUGAAGUCGGCGAGGGCAGAAUGUUCCCAACCAUCUGAACAAGGUCAGCUCUCUGCUCACACAAAUAGCGCCGCAGGUCGAUAUUGCACCGAUUGUGUGCCUGGCAAUUGCAGGUUACAAAGUGGUGGGAUUCAUCUGUGAGCUAUGGAUCAGUCAGCCCCAACAAUUUUUGCCGCCAGUUUACGGACACCACAGGCCUGUCGGAAAUUUGCAGACCAUGGAAAGCAUGGUGGGACAGCAGUCCUGGAGGACUCUGAAGAUUGACAGUAGGUAAGUCAUAUCUGCAGUGUUUCUGAGAUUUUUCACAUUCCUUUGAGUCCCCGCAACGCAAAGAGCAGAGAGGGAGAGGCUCCGACGCUUGUGGACUCCAUGUUGUAGCAUGGCACUCGAUUACAGGUUGUUUUCUGAGAAAUGAAGAGCACUCUCGCUCUGGAGUUCUCUGAAGCUCGUUUGGGAUGUGCGCCCUCGCCAUUUACAUGCUCGUAACCAUGUGCAUACGGCCAAUCGAAAUGCAGAACUUGUGCCCUAGGUCUCAGUUAGCAUCAUUAAAAGUGCUUCCUCCCGUAUCGUUGAAAUAGUAUGCCCUUGAUUCAGGGGCAGCAUGGCGAAUGCACGUUCCACCUCAGGAUUGAAUUUGUACCGUUAUGUCCAUUCUAGUUUGAUUAACUUCUCUGCCCCUUGCUCUCUCGUCCUGCUUCGUCCCCUUCCUGCGGGUGGAGCGCUGAUUUGUCCAUACCCGAUGAUAUGAGCACUAAGAUCGCCCUCCAAGACCGGAGUGCUAUUCACAGCACAUUGCGGUGUCUGUCCCAUCAGCUUUUAAGGGGGCUUUACUUUCUGAUAGGCUCCUAAUCUUGCUAUUUCCCAUCUUGCAUACCAAAUUCGUUGACAGUGCAGCUUCAUUUGUACAGACCUAACCAAUGCUUUGCCCUUUUUACCAUUUAUAGCCAGACAAGUGCAGCAGCAUUUUGCCAUCGCCUGACGGAUGUAACUCACACUACUGUCAAUCUCGGUCUCAAGCCAUUCACACAGAGAGAGAGAGAGAGAGAGAGAGAGAGAGAGAGAGAGAGAGAGAGAGGUUGUUGAGUGGAGUUGGUGAUGAUGCUGGUGUUAUUGGGAGGAUUGACGUAAUGUUUGCUAUCGACAUGACAUAGUGUUAUAAUGUGUCGAAGGUCAUGGCUAGAGAGAUCCGAGGGAAGGGCAGCACAUGCUGCAUACAGAUUUGAAAGCUGUUGGUAGUCAAGAGCCACUUUCGCGUGAGGUCUAUGGUCACAGGUUGUGGGCUCGAGUGCAUUCUACUAGCGUACACAUGUAACUGCUAGAGAAGUCAGCGGGCAGGGCAGCACAUGCUGCACACAUAUUCCGAAGCCUUUUGAAGUCAAAAGCCACUCGCGCUCGAGGGCUAUGACCACAGGUUGUCGGCUGGAGUGCAUUCCACUACAGUUCAGGUUACUCGUAGACCAGUAGCAGUGCAACUGAGCUGUCCACUGGAGCAGACGAUGAAGUGGCCAUCAUGGCUCUGUAGUUUGGCAACAGGAUUUGUGUGCCAUGGAGAUCAAGACCCCAGCCACUCCCUUAGGACUUGACUACGUAGGCAUGGGUAAAGUAGCCAUGGCAGCACCAUUAACAUACUGAUAUUUUUUAGAGGAAAUAACUUUGUUGCUCAACAGAGAGAGUGGAAAGUCGGCCCUCCUAUGCGUGGGGUGCCCUUUUCACUGCCGGGCUGUUCAAAAAUCUGGCUAUGUUGUGGGGCCCAUGUUUGUAUGGUCAGAAGCUGUCCAGCAUAAUAGAGAUGAAGAGUGAGCAUGAAUGGCUGCUGAUGCGGUGACAAUAGCUCUGCGUUCAGCCACGGAUUACAUAAUGGCUCAGACUCUGAACAAGGCCGCGGUGUCGUUUGAUGUUCAUUCUCAGCUUGCGAUGGAUGGUUUUCUUCCUCUGUACACGGAAAUAAAAUCAUUAUUAUGCUACCGAGGAGCCUUGUCAUGGAGAAGUGUUUUGCUGAGAUGAUGCCCUGUGAUGUUUGAAUAAAGUCCUUUCACAGCAGGUUUGUUGUGGUGGGAUGCAUCACCAUUGCUGAUGUGCCACCAUUGCUGAUGUGCCACUAGAGGCAGUAGUGUGGCUAUUACUGGUGGACAUCAACAUCAAGUCAGAAGCGUCUGCAGUAUUCAUCUCCUGCAUGGACGUGUGCGUCUGCGUGUACGACUUGGGGGCUUCAACGUGGGAUCAGGUCAGGCGAUGAGCAGUUGGAAUAGCCAUCUUCCUCUCCCCAUUCUUCAUUCUCCAUAUCAGUGAGUCGUCAUUACCACGAUGCGAAUAUGACAAUGUGUUCAUACUGACAAUGUGUUAAUACUUGCUGUCAUCUUCAAGGGAUUUACAAACGAGGCUUCUGAAAGUUCUUUCGAUGUCUUGCUGACUUAUAGCAAUUUCUGUGAGAAGUGAAUUGUUUAGCUGGACAAAGACUUGUCCAGCUUACGCAUCACAAUGGAUGAGUCCUGACUGUUCAUAAAUGAGGACGAGGAGGAGGAGGAAGAGGUGUGACCUCGGGUGUAUAUGCCAAUAAUAUAGUGAAGUGCACUCCGGUCCUCCUGCCGACUUGCCUCGUGAAGUCGUCACUUCUCGCUCCGGCUGGUGAUAGGAAUAUACUUCCCAGGGAAGUCAUUAACUUUUUAUAGAGCCUUAUCAAUCAUGCGGCAAACAAUUGCAAUGGGGGGGGGGACCCGGGGGAGGGAAUUCCCUUUUUCUGUCCGGAACUUCCAGAAUUUGGUACUGGAGCCGCCUUGUUGUGUUGUCUGGCUACCUGCCUGCCUAGCCUCCUGACUGUGUAAAUCUUUCGAGUGGCAAGUCCCCAGUUAAGGAUGACGUUGAAGUUCUUCUCGUGUGUGUAAAUCUUAUCCUAACUGAGUGAUGAGUGAUCGAACUUGUAGAUGAUUGGUUGACUUCAAAAUUCAAAUGUUCGGUAGUGCUGGAGGAUGGCGGCAGGUGGUCAAUCGAUUUUGUUCAUGCAGCGCUCUCUGAGCAUUUAUGAGUCGUAUUUUUUUGCAACAGCGAACUCAUUCCAACUCUUUCUCAGCUUAUCUCAACUU
This is a messenger RNA of Chara braunii, 6262 nucleotides long. The record is from the annotation of a GenBank genome assembly. NCBI's taxonomy places the organism in Eukaryota, Viridiplantae, Streptophyta, Charophyceae, Charales, Characeae.